Molecule: messenger RNA, 1675 nt
Organism: Acyrthosiphon pisum (pea aphid)
Lineage: Eukaryota; Metazoa; Arthropoda; Insecta; Hemiptera; Aphididae
Gene: Mppe
Product: Metallophosphoesterase
Exons: 6
Coding region: 408-1514 (368 amino acids)
Biological process (GO): GPI anchor biosynthetic process
Cellular component (GO): endoplasmic reticulum
Molecular function (GO): hydrolase activity
Source: RefSeq, a predicted model, not a curated record
AUAAAUCCUGGUUAUUAAAUAAUUCAAUAUAAUAUUAUUUAUUAUUAUUUCUAUAAUAAUAUUGUACUUGUGAAAAUGUGAAAUGUGAAAUGUUAAGAUUUGUAUUUAUUGGUAGUUACAUAAUUAAGACCGUGGUUACGACUGUUUAUGAGUACCUACUAUAUUUCUAUUUUUCUUUUUGAAAAUAUGAAACUCGUUGAGAACCAUAUAAGUCAUAAACUAUAACUCAAUAACUGAAAACAGUAUUACCGCUUUCAUUCGAUGCGUCCAAAUAUUUUUUCGAUUUCGGUCUUGUCUGUAGUGGAAGCUGCCUAUUAAAUUGCAUCUGUUACUAUAUAUCAAAAGACAAAAAUUACCGAUGUUCGUUGUUUUGUGUUUUUAAAGCCAAUGAGCUUAAUACCAUUAAAAUGUUUCAUUUGUUUUAUUUAACGAGACUGAAGACUGUUUUUGAAUUGACCAAACACAAGUUAAAUGAAUAUAUUUAUUAUUAUUUGGUAUUUCUUCUUGCUUCUACUACAAUUUACAAUGAAUGGUUGGUAUACUCACUGUAUGCAAGUAAAUGGCCAACAUUGUACUGUGGUAAUGAGAAAUUUUGUAAGACCAUCCUACUAGUUGCUGAUCCACAAAUAUUAGGAGAAGAAAGAGCAAAUAUAAUAGCACGCUGGGAUAGCGAUCGAUAUUUAUUCAAUACAUACGGUCGAGCAUUGCAGCAUGUUAAUCCUGAUAAUGUUAUAUUUAUGGGUGAUUUAAUAGAUGAAGGAUCAUUAGCUGAUCAAAAAACUUUUGAACGUUAUUUACAUAGAUUUAGUAAAAUAUUUUUUUUAAAGAACACAAUUCCUCUUGCAUCUAAAAAUGUAAUUUUUAUACCAGGUGAUAAUGAUAUUGGUGGGGAUGAAGAAAUUGUAAUUCGAGAAAAAGUUGAUAGAUUUAAUCUUUACUUUGGUUCGCCAGGAAUAAUUGAAAAUGAAAAGAUAGAAUUUAUCAUGGUAAAUCAACUGAUAGAUUCAAUGCCAACAAACAUUAAUCCUACAAAUCGAACAAAUACUGUAAAAAUUAUGUUUUCACAUAUUCCUUUGACAACAAGAUGGACAAAAUUUACUGAUAAAGUUGUAAAUGAGUUCAAGAGUGAAUUCAUAUUCUCAGCUCAUGAUCACUCUUCUUUUAAUUUUAUUAGUGACAUUAAAAAAAGAAAACAUACAUAUGUUCAAAGGCUUGGACAUAACAGCUUUGAUGAAAUGUCCAGAGCUCAAUGGAGGUUUGGGCAACAAUCACCAAAUUCAGUCAGUGAAAUAAUUGUGCCAACCUGUUCGUAUAGAAUGGGAUCAAAUAAUAUAGGAUAUGGUGUAUUAACAAUUGAUACAUUCAGACACUCAGUCACAUACACUAUUUUAUGGCUUCCAUCAAGAUUUGCUUGUCUAUAUCUAUACCUGUAUGUUUUAAUGCUAUGCAUUAUUUUGUAUUUCUUACAUUUCAUUACCAGAAAUAGUAAAACAAUCAUAUACAGGGUUAUGUAAACAAUUUAAUGCACAUAAUACCUUGAAUUUAAUUAUAAUAUUGAUACACAAAUUAUGUUAGUUAGCUAAGUGAUAAUUUGUUUAAGUAACAACAUUAUGUAUUUCAAAAUAUUUUUGACUAAAUAACAAAAUGCACAAAAAUAUAUACUUACAGUACCUAA